Molecule: messenger RNA, 3311 nt
Organism: Carcharodon carcharias (great white shark)
Lineage: Eukaryota; Metazoa; Chordata; Chondrichthyes; Lamniformes; Lamnidae
Product: anthrax toxin receptor 1-like
Exons: 18
Coding region: 13-1776 (587 amino acids)
Cellular component (GO): membrane
Molecular function (GO): signaling receptor activity
Source: RefSeq, a predicted model, not a curated record
UCUUCAUGGCUGAUGGUGAAAAGUGCGGGCAGGACUUGUUCUCCUUGUCGCCUCCUUGCAGGGUCGCAGGCUGUCCGCGGACACAGGGCUGCCGAAGCAAUGUUCAGCUAUCUCUUGUUGGGAAUCUUUGUGUCACUUUGCCAUGCUCAGAGCGGGGAGAACGAGGAGAGCCCCUCGUGCUACGGAGGAUUCGACCUGUACUUUGUUUUGGACAAGUCUGGGAGUGUUCAACAUCACUGGAAUGAAAUUUUUUUCUUUGUUGACCAUCUUGCGCACAAGUUUAUCAGCCCUCAGCUGAGAAUGUCUUUCAUUGUUUUCUCGACCAGAGGCACCACGCUAAUGACCUUAACAGAGGAUAGGGAACGGAUUCGCCAAGGACUGGAGGAGCUUCAAAUGGUGCAGCCUGGAGGGGACACCUACAUGCAUGAAGGCUUUGAGAGGGCUAGUGAACAGAUCUACUACUCAAGUGCUGAAGGAUACAGGACUGCCAGUGUCAUCAUUGCUCUGACAGAUGGCGAACUGAUGGAGAAUCUCUUCUACUACGCUGAGCGAGAGGCUGAUCGAUCAAGGAGUCUUGGAGCAACGGUCUACUGCGUUGGUGUCAAAGACUUCAAUGAAACCCAGCUGGCACGGAUUGCAGACAGUAAGGACCACGUCUUCCCAGUAAACGAUGGUUUUGAGGCUCUCCAGGGCAUCAUUGACUCAAUCCUGAAGAAAUCCUGUAUUGAGAUUCUGGCUGCUGAGCCAUCAAGCAUCUGUGCUGGAGAAACAUUUCAAGUUGUUGUGAAGGGGAAUGGAUUUUCCCAUGCACGUAGCGUGGACAAAGUUCGCUGUAGCUUCAAGAUUAACGAUACCGUGACCCUCAUUAAGAAGCCUUUGGUGGUAGAAGACACCUAUUUGCUCUGUCCUGCGCCAGUACUACAAGAGGUUGACAGAGCGGUGUUCUUGCAGGUCAGCAUGAAUGAGGGUCUUAGCUUCAUCUCCAGUUUCGUUACCAUCACAACUGUCCACUGUUCCGAUGGAACAAUUCUGGCUAUCGCACUCUUAAUCCUGUUCCUGCUGCUGGCACUGGCUCUCCUCUGGUGGUUCUGGCCUCUGUGCUGCACUGUGAUUAUUAAAGAGCCCCCUCCACCACCCUCGGAUGAUGAAGAAGAUUCGGACUCGGAUGGAAUGCCCAAAAAGAAAUGGCCAACUGUCGAUGCCUCAUAUUAUGGGGGCCGAGGUGUGGGAGGAAUUAAAAGAAUGGAGGUCCGCUGGGGAGAGAAGGGAUCAACGGAAGAAGGCGCCAAACUGGAAAAAGCCAAAAAUGCGAGAGUUAAAAUGCCGGAGCAAGAGUAUGAGUUUUCAGAGUCUGGAAUGCACAAUAAUAAUGGAGCUCGCAAGUUGAACUCCCCCAGAAAGUGGUAUUCGCCAAUCAAGGGCAAGUUGGAUGCAUUAUGGGUUCUUCUGCGGAAAGGUUACGAUCGGGUAUCUGUGAUGAGGCCUCAACCUGGAGACAAGGGCCGGUGCAUUAAUUUCACAAGAGUAAAGACCAACGCAAAGCCACCCAGUUAUCCAAUCUACAACAACAUGCAAAAUGGUGGGCUGGCUCCCAUCUACCGCCCAAGCAUAAGUCUUCCAGCAUCUCCUGCCCCAUCGCCUGAACCGUCACCUACUCAGUCAACGACUCCUUCGCCCUCUUCAUCGCCAACUUCCACUCUGCCUCCACCUCCACCAGGACCGCCACCCACACGGGCUCCUCCACCAUCACGCCCACCUCCUCGCCCUUCUUUCUAAACUUGGGCAAGUCACGUGGUUCACCCUUCAUAUUAACAGCUGAUGGGAAGGGCACCAAAGAGGUACUGUGCAAAGGUCCCUACUGGUCUGAAGGAGACUCUUUCCUUUUUGUCAGUUUAUUGGAGAGGGCCUGCAGCAAACCAAACUCCAAUUUACACAGCAAGUAUCCUUUUGAACUUGUGCCGGUUAGAUUUGGCAUCAUUGUCUUAAACUUGAUCAAUUGUCGCUUUUAAAUGUGUGAUAUAUUGAUAUUCGACAGUUACCAUUUUAUAUAUAUCUUAUUACAUUUUAGUAUCUUUUUGCAACUAAACUGAGUGAAAAUUCAACAUCUAACGUUUAACUGUUGUGUUGAGUUUUGACCAAUUGAUUGUUGAGUUAUUACUUCUCUCCAAAUGGAUUGAUGGAAAGGAUGUUAAUAUUCCUUGUUGAUUGUGUCACCCUCAGUGUAACGGUUUUCAUUACAAACAAUCCCAGACAUGUUGCUAUUGGGGCUGGUCCAAGGAGACACAAGCAGAUUGGCUGUGGUGUUGAAUCCCAGUUGGGUCCCAGUCUUGGGCUCAUCUUGCCUCAGUUGGGCCAAAUGUUGGGGGGGUCUCACUGGGGCAGGAGGCUGCUGCCUGGCACGGUCAAGGAAAAGCUGGCAAGAGGCAGCAUGCCUUGCCGCAAGCUCAUUCCCCAACCACCACCAUUUUCCCUCACCCUGAUCUCAACCUGUCAAAGAGCAGCACUAUCUGAGUUGGGAAUUUGCAGGCAAGGGUGAUACUGCCUGGCAGUCAACAGACCCCAGUGGGGAUUGGAGAGAGGAAGGAAAUUCUGUCAAAGAGGAUAGGAAGAAGGGGGCCAAUGCAAACACCAUGGAUCCAUUCAGCCAGAGUGUGUCUAGUGACAGGCAGCAUGGUGAUCACCCUUCAAUGAAUUAAAUCCCUCCAGCAGCUGAUUCUGACUAGAUCCUCAUGCUGGGCAAUAUUUGGAAAACCACAGUGGUGUUUCUUCAAUUUUGAUUUUCUUUUAAAACGGCUUUGUCAAGAAGGGAGUUUCCUUCUUGGGGGCCGAGGCAUGCGGGGGCACUUGUGUGUGUUGUCCCAGGGGUGGCGGGUGUGUCGCAGGUUCAACCCUCCCACUCACCAAGUUCAGCUGCAGCUCCAGACGCCAAUUUCCAGCUCCAUUGGAUAGAUGGCUGGAAGCAAGUUGCCUAGUUUCCCUCUCACCCUGGGCACCAAGGGGACCAGGAGGCAAAUGGAGAGACUUCAUGCCCCGAAGAAGCUGGAAUGAGCUGGUGCCUCCAUUUGUCCACCUCCAUCCCACUGAGCAUCUUGGAAAGGAUUAAAUUGUGGAAUAUUCAAUUAUCCUGGGGACCUGAUGUACUUAGCCAAGAUUCUCUGGGAUCAGGUAGAGUAGGAAGCCUGGAGAUUCAAAUGCCCUGAGGAAAAGGUUAUUUGCAAUUAUUGUUGAGCUUAUGUGAAUUUGUAACAAUGUGGAAUCAGCAAUGCUGGCAAAAAAAAACUGAAAUAAAAUACACAGAAAGUUUCAACUUA